Papilio xuthus (Asian swallowtail) is the source of this 1009-nucleotide messenger RNA. RefSeq lists its product as uncharacterized. Bases 337 to 891 code for a protein of 184 amino acids. The transcript has a single exon. The record is from RefSeq and is a predicted model, not a curated record. NCBI's taxonomy places the organism in Eukaryota, Metazoa, Arthropoda, Insecta, Lepidoptera, Papilionidae.
AAAAAAAGCACUUUCUUAUCAAACUGUCAAAUUAGUUAACUGAGAGACUGUAUAGAAACUUAAACUAGAUAAAAAAGCCGAAAAGCUGCCAGAUUCCUGUUACGGAUAAAUAGACGGUGAAUUGAGAUAGAUCAUGAAGUUAAGAGUGCUACAAAUAUGAAUUGGGACGCAUGGUAAAAUGGUCAGCUUGUAAAAGCAGUAAAUGUAACGUUAAUUUUCAAAUUGAGGUGUUGAAUUAUCAGGAAAAUGAAUUAAAGUCUGUAAAUUUUAUAUAGACCUACUUUAAAAAGUAUAAACUUAAAUUGUUAAACUGAGAUUCGACAAUAAACAUUUAGCAUGGACUCUGAGCUGCCAAAUAAAAUGGCACACUUGGACAUAAUGGAAAUUGAUGAAUCUGUCGCGGAGGAAGCAAAUAAUGAAGAAAAUGUAACUGCUACAACUUCACGUGUUUUAAGGAAGAGAAAGUCAUUAGCAAUCGAGCCACCUAAACUUUCUAACCGUCGAGUUAGUAUAAGACCUAGAAAACGUAAUAUUAAAGAAGAUGCAAAUCAAAAAGAAAUUGAAGCUCUGUAUCUUAACAAAAAAGUUAAAACAUUAUCUCAAACACUAGAGACAAUUUAUGAAGAGCCAAAAGUGAGUGCCUCUGGCUCAGAGACAAAUAUUCAUGGCAGAAAAGUUAAAAGAUUGCUAACAUUUCAAUUGGGCAGCCACUACACUAAAGAAAAAAUAAAAAGGCGACGGGCAAAGAUUAAAAAGCUUCUGGGCAAUAAAACAUUUUUAAAUAGGAAAAAAAUACCAAUGCAAGUAUUUCUUAAAACUAUUGAAUGUCUCGAUCUGGAUGAAGUCGUACAUUCAGAGAGUAAAACUAUUGAAGAUGGACCCAACUCAUGAACUGAUCAUCAUAAUUCUAAGAUUAGCCUCAUUUAUAGGCAUAUUUUUAAUUAUAUCUUAGUACUUAUUUACUAAAAGCAAUAUGUAAGCUGUAAUAUUUGAAUUUUGUGUAAACUGA